AUAACUGUAGAUUAGUCUACUAGGAUUCGAGAUAUGGCAUCAGUGAUCGGUAUCACUCAAUGGAAACAAUUAUACAUUUGUGGCUAUCAUUUAAUCCACCAGACUCGUGCCUCGCCCCCUCCAGUGUAGAUUUAAAUCAUCCUUUGUUUACAUGAUGCAGUCCCUCUGUCCGCGGAAGGAGGCUUUUGGUAGUGCUGUGUGAUUCCUACCAGCUGUUUCCCGCCUUGAAAGACAUCCGAUCAGCUGCAACUACACACAUACACGUACAUGCAGAAGGAAAGAGAGAGAGAGAUUGAGAGCGCCACACAACGAGGGAACCCUAUCAGCUGGAAGUAGAGUAACGUUACAACUCAGAGUGCUCUGCUACUACAUAAGGCAUUUUCCGAAUGAUGAAAUUAUUCUAGAUUUAUGAACGAGGGAAUUUGCACCUGAAACAUAUUUUGUUCGUUAAUUCAUUUGAACCGGGGGACACAACUGGAGAGGAAAGCAUGGAGUAUUUCAUGGUACCAGCACAGAAGGUGCCCUCCUUGCAACAUUUUAGGAAAACGGAGAAGGAAGUGAUUGGGGGUCUUUGCAGCCUGGCGAACAUUCCCCUGACCCCGGAGACGGCACGCGACCAGGAGCGGCGGAUCCGUCGGGAGAUCGCCAACAGCAACGAGCGGCGGCGUAUGCAGAGCAUCAACUCCGGCUUCCAAUCGCUCAAGACGCUCAUCCCCCACAGCGACGGAGAGAAACUCAGCAAGGCGGCCAUCUUGCAGCAGACAGCAGAGUACAUCUUCGCUCUGGAGCAGGAGAAGACACGACUACUGCAGCAGAACAGCCAGCUCAAACGCUUCAUUCAGGAGUUCAGCGGCUCCUCCCCAAAGAGGAGGCGCGGGGCGGAGGAGAAGGAUGAAGGGAUCGGUUCCCCAGACAUUUUGGAGGAGGAGAAGACGGAGGACCUGCGGAGGGAGAUGGUGGAGCUGAGACAGCAGCUGGACAAGGAGCGCUCUGUUCGAAUGAUGCUGGAGGAGCAUUUGAGACAGGAGGAGGUCUGCUGUGUUGUGGUUGGUGGUACUCAGCCUGAACAUGUGUUAGGAACUCACUCCGAGCAGCAGGAGAGAGCCAGCACCCCAGCCCACAGCCCACAGAAGAUGGUUGUCAUGACAUUAGCAUCAUCACUAGCGGCUACACGAAGUGGUAGACAAACGUGCUGGCCCCCAGGUCGCCCCCCCGCCCCCACCCACCACCCCACAGUCAUCGUCCCAGCCCCCGCACAAGCCCCGCCUCACCAUCACGUCACUGUGGUAACCAUGGGCCCGGCCUCUGUCAUCAACACAGCCUCCACGUCUCGCCAGAACCUGGACACCAUUGUGCAGGCCAUCCAGCACAUUGAGAGCAUCCAGGAGAGGGUGGGAGAGGAGGAGCAGCGCCGGGCGGUGAUCGUCACCCAGGGACGCGCCCUCACAGACACAGCGGGGUCCGACACGGCGUCCGACAGCGAGGGGCCAGAGGACUGCUCACUGCCCUGAGGCCUCCCAUCACACACAGGGGCCACGAGAGGGGGUCCCGUACAACACCCACAAUACUCUGAUUAUAUGGCCAUUUAUUAGGUUGGAUAGACGGAUCAGACUCUCACACACACACACACACACACACACACACACACACACACACACACACACACUAAACUAGGAUAGUCUACUGUAACCGGAUAAUUACACAUACACACUUCUUUCUGUCUCUCUUUUCUGCUUUCUUGCUUUUUCUCAAACCGGACAAAAAAAUCAGUAGAAAGGUGAUGGGUUGACCUGACAGUUCCACAUAGCUCAAGCAGCAAGCAGCCUUCCCAUCGGUCACGACGCACCCAUCCAACCCACUCCCUCUCUGGGUCUUGCUUCUCCAGAGAGCUGCCUGAGGAUGGAAGUGUCACACCCCGGUCCAGCCCGGUCCCUUGGCUCAGUUGUCCAAUGGAGACUCUUUCUCAUCUUCUCCAAAACCAACCAAGCAACUUAUAUGCCCAGCGAGCAGGAGAGCGCGCCUGGAUAGGACAGGUGUACCCCAACCAGCAGCACAGCCGUCCCAGGCGACCCCACACCCCUCCAUACUAGAGAUAAUUUCUCCAGGAAGUCUUCUACUUCCUGUAUCUCUUCACUAUAUUUCUGCCCAGGGGGAUCUCCCCUGAGCGAUGAGACACUGUGAGCAUUCAAAGACACAUUCUGAAUCAGUUCCAACACACCUUUUUGGCUCCUUAGUAAGAGAAAAUGUUGUCAUUUUUCUGUUGUACUUUACAAAGAAUUUGUAAGAGUUUGUGUUACAAUUUUUCUUUUUCAUCUUGUGUUCUGCUCGGGGGCUGUGGUCGAUAAAUCACAGGGAUUGUACUGAAACGUGACAGCACAGAAAGGCCCAUAUUGACGCAGCUAGAGGUCUGUUCAUUUCAGUGGUGCUGUUAGGAGACAAAGCUAAAGCUAAGCUUACUAUGGAAAGAGGAGGAGUGCACUUACAGUUCCCUCUCUCUUUUAGCGCCAUCACACUUUUUACUGGGCUGGGUUCCCAGUAGACAUUUAUGUAGGCGACACUCCCCUAACUACAAAAAGUAUGUUGGUUCCAUCGGUAGUACAGACAAAAACCUGUAACACUGAUUCACCCUUUUGUCUGUUGCUUCUGGCAUUUUGGCAUCUAGCUUGUUGAAUAAGCUAAUCGAUGGGUACGUCUUGAGUUUUUAAAACCCUUUGUGUGUUUUUGCUCUUGUACACAUAGGGUAGGCUGGUGUAUCCAGCUCCACGCUGUAAUUAGGUGGGUUGUGUUCAGGGUUAGGAAAGCCCUGUAUUUGGGACAGGCCUCUGUUUGAUAUUGUAGGAGAACACACACACCCUCCUGUGCAAUUAAUGGUCCCACAUCUGAUAACGCUCCUCCCAUCAUCUGAUAACGCUCCUCCCACAUCUGAUAACGCUCCUCCCAUCAUCUGAUAACGCACCUCCCAUCAUCUGAUAACGCUCCUCCCAUCAUCUGAUAACGCUCCUCCCACAUCUGAUAACGCUCCUCCCAUCAUCUGAUAACGCUCCUCCCACAUCUGAUAACGCUCCUCCCACCAUCUGAUAACGCUCCUCCCACCAUCUGAUAACGCUCCUCCCACAUCUGAUAACGCUCCUCCCACAUCUGAUAACGCUCCUCCCAUCAUCUGAUAACGCUCCUCCCACAUCUGAUAACGCUCCUCCCAUCAUCUGAUAACGCUCCUCCCAUCAUCUGAUAACGCUCCUCCCAUCAUCUGAUAACGCUCCUCCCACAUCUGAUAACUCUCCUCCCAUCAUCUGAUAACGCUCCUCCCAUCAUCUGAUAACGCUCCUCCCAUCAUCUGAUAACACUCCUCCCACAUCUGAUAACACUCCUCCCAUCAUCUGAUAAAGCUCCUCUCAUCAUCUGAUAACGUUCCUCCCAUCAUCUGAUAAAGCUCCUCCCAUCAUCUGAUAAAGCUCCUCCCAUCAUCUGAUAAAGCUCCUCCCAUCUGAUAAAGCUCCUCCCAUCAUUUGCCCCCAAGUUUUGGAAAUGUCUCUGAUGUUUGUGACUUUAGAUCCUUAAUGGCCAAUGAUAUUGGUUGACUGAGCAUUUGACUCUUAUGUAUUCACUAAUAGGAACAACCGUCCUGAGGGGGGGCAGGUAUCUGUGGCAUCACCAUACUACUCAGCAUCGUGAUACUUGGCUUGGUAUCACGUCAUUAGUAAAAUGUUGAUAUUGUGACAACCCCACUCUGAAAAUAGGCACAUUUUCUAGCAGUUUCCACAGAUUUCUAGUGUGUCUCCGUGCAAAAAAAAAUGUUUUGGCACCUUUUUGGGCCCUCACCAGUUAGCAUCCCUGGCUAUUGUCAGUUUUUAUUAUUGUGCUUUUGAGCAUGUAUCAUUCUCUCUGUAAAGACUAUGGUGGUUUUGUUGUGCCCCAGAUAUGACAGUGGUUUACAGGGACACUUUUUCAAAAGCCUGAGUUUUCCCAGGCUGACCUGAUUGAAACCUUGCUGUAUUGGAGGUUCUCCUAUCCCGUGGAGUGAGGGGGGAAUGCAGACAGACACAUGAACAGUCAUGGUGGGUUAGAGAAACCCAGAUUCUGUGCAGAUUGUCAGAUCCUUACAAUACUUAGAGAAAUUGUGCAGAAUAUGCCCAUCUGGAUUGUACCCAGUAUACCACGCUGCCUGGGGUGUGCGGAGAGAGAGAGGGGCAGCGGUUUGCCAUAACGCAGCUUCUAAUGUGCAGGGUAGGCACUGUGAGGCCAGCCUUAACUCAACCCUGGAGUCAGAGCGAGAAAGAGGUAGAGGCUGGCUACAUGUAUAGGGAAAGCCUGAACACUGUUCAAUGGGAUUGAUACUGUAACAUUUUUGUCGAGAACCUCCCAAUAUAAAUACACACUUGGCGGCUUAAGCUUUGUUUUAGUGUGCUGUGGUUUCCAAAAGGAGAUGUGGAUGCAUUGUUUUUAGACAUUCCAGAAGAUUCCACCAGUACCUUUAGCAUCUUUAACUGGCACUUUUCAAGAGCAAAAAGCAACGGUUUUGUCCCAGAGGUUAUUUUUGGCCACAAUACGGCCAAUCGCAAAAUAGUUGUUUUUGAUGUGAAAUUAUUUGAUGGCAAAUUGGAUUGAUUUGUUGAUUGUCCCUUAUGUCUUCCCUUUGAGUGGAGAGGGAGUCCUUUUACUGCUGGACAGAUGAGACGCAUCUCCCUCCUAUCCUUCCUUCUUGGUAUUUACAGUGGAUUCACACUGGCCACGUUCAAGGCCACUUCAUUGCAGUCGCAUGCCAGAACCUCACAAUGCCUGGAUAGGUGUUUUUGUAUCAGCUUACCACCAAAUGAUACCGCCAACUGAUGCCCGACUGGAAAGUCAGGUGAAGUGGCACGCAACCGUGGGUUGCUGCGUGCAGUGCGACUGCAAUGUAGUCAGCCUGGAACGCGACCACUGUGUUCACCCAGGAAGAAAACCAACUUAGCCAUGUUGAGUUCCAUUAUUUGGAAAUGGUCAGUGAUUCUUGAGGUGUGCCCUCUAUAAACCUUAUAAUCUGGAUCGGAGGGGGCAGUCCUCCAAUCCAGUCCUAUUGAUUACUGAACAAAAUGUUAUUUUUUUUGUUUGGUUACGCUUUAUGCUAUGUCCGUAGAAACCUUUUCGUACCCCUUUUCAGUACCUGUGUUCAAACAUUUCCUCUGCUGAUGCCAAGCACUGUCCCAUAGAUUUUUGUUGUGUAUCUUCUAUACGAUAUCUCUGUUAGAUACAUAACAGAUUGUCUGUGAGGUGGGCAGGGUCAGUGAAUGGGGGGGUUACGGUUCUAAAGCACUUACUGUACUAUAUAUGGGAGAGGGUUCCUCUUAUUUUUCUAAAAGGGGGCCUCUCCUCGGCUGAAGCUCUUGAUAUGUUGUGAGACUAAAACCACACAGCUGUGUAUUUCCCCCUUUCCCUGUGUCUGACCCGGUCAUAUACCCUGGGUGUAUUCAUUAGGCACCAAAUGGAAGAAAAUGGACUGAAACAGGGAGAUACUACCUGACCUUGCCCAAUAAGAAACAGUUGUUUUAAUUUUCCAUUGCUACGGUGUGCCCUAGUGAAUACAACCCCUGUCCCAUGUCUGUCUGUCCCUCAUCUCUUUGUCUGUCUGUAGUCAACACAAGACUCUCGUCCUGUCUUCCCUCUCCGUCACUCACGCCCUCCUCUCCUCCCCAGCUCCUCUUUAUCUGUUGUCUUAUGUUUUGUUGGACAGUCAGUCCACACGGUCGUUGAGAAGCUAUUAUAUUUAGAGGUUUUUUUAAGAAGAAACUUGUGGGUGGAUAAAGAAGAGGCUUGUGCCUUUUGUAAAGACAGAAUAAUAAAGUUUGUACUUCGUUUUUUA
This is a messenger RNA of Salmo salar (Atlantic salmon), 5836 nucleotides long. NCBI's taxonomy places the organism in Eukaryota, Metazoa, Chordata, Actinopteri, Salmoniformes, Salmonidae. The record is from RefSeq and is a predicted model, not a curated record.